UCAACACAUUGUGAAUUUUAUAAACAAAAAAUCGCUUUGCUGCCUAAGCUGCAUUGCAAAAGUAUUAACUCAUCAAAAUUUCGUGCUGAAGCUGAAUUUUUUUCAUCAAAAUCGAUCAAACUUAUUGAAUUUUUCCACAAUUUCAGAGCAAAAAUGUCGUGUCCAACUGUGCAAAAAUGCUGUGGUUGCAUCGGCCUGGAGACUGCAGGCAUAACGAUGGGUGUUUUGGAUAUAAUUAUACGAGUUUCGCACGCAUAUAUCAUUUUGAAUACGGAACAAAGAGAUAUUUACUUCCAAGUUCGAGGAACAAGGGAAAAGACCAUUGUAACUGUACCGCCGGAAUUGUUGACGCUGAUUGAUUGUCUCUGUUUCAUCAUAACGAUAGUAUAUCUUUUGGGCAUUUUCAACAGCAAGCGCAAAUGGAUGAUACCCUCAAUGGUUCUAUCAUUCGCAUCGGCGAUUGUAUCAUUAUGUUACUGCAUCGCACCGCUGAUUGACCUCAUCACUGGCGUAAAAGGCAAACAAACGGACUCAUUAUUUUACUUCAUUUUCUUCUUCUGUAUUGCAGUUUUCUUCGUCUACUUCUUGGUCAUCCAAUAUUCCCUUUACAAAUGCACGAAAGAGGGAAAAAAAUCUCCGGAUACGAGAUAUGCUUCGAAAGGCACCAUAAGCGACGUUUAAUCAUAGUCAAUGACAUCAUACGUGAAAUUCGAUCAAUCGAUAUCAAUUUUUCAAAUUCGAUUUAUAAAGCGCCAUGAAAACGUGUUCAUUUUUUCCAUCAAUAAAUUAUCUUAUUUCGUAUUCUCCAUAGCUUAAAAUACACGAUAUAGGAUUAAAGUAAUAACAAUUUCUAUGUAAAACAGUAUUGUCGAACAUUCAUUCACAUUCAUGCACAUUCAACAGUUUUUUUUUAUAUGAGGCUUUAUGAAAAUAACAUGUGAAAUAAAUCGAUAAAGUAAAAAUCAUAUAUAAAAAAUUGAUAUUCAAUGCGAAUUUCGUCAUUUAAGCUGUUGUAAUCUAAGAUUGAUUGAUUCGAAAAUAUUCAUUGAAAUAAUACUAAAGAAUUCCGAAAUAUUUGAUAAAAAUCGAACUUUUGUAAAACAAAAAAUCUGCACAUUUAUUAAUUUGUAACUAACAAAUUGUGAGCUAAGUUAUGCUUUUGUAAGUUUAAGUGGAAUGUGGAGAAUAAAAUUGUUUUCUUUUCAAAGUCUCCGAUCUUGUGUUUAAAAUGGUUGCAGACACAAUCAAUUGUUGGCAACUUUUAGGCGUUUUCGACUCAUUUAACGGAUAUGCGUCAUUAGCACAGUGUUGCUAUGAAAUUAGGUCAAAUAACAAAAUUGAGAAAGAGAGAUUAGAAUAAAGAAUGUGGUUUCGAUUCCAUGAUUGAAAGAAAUAAUGGACAAAGUAAUUAAAACAAAAGGCAUGUCAAAUAUGACGAUUGAUCUAGAAGAGAAA
Molecule: messenger RNA, 1455 nt
Organism: Sitodiplosis mosellana (orange wheat blossom midge)
Lineage: Eukaryota; Metazoa; Arthropoda; Insecta; Diptera; Cecidomyiidae
Exons: 5
Coding region: 154-681 (175 amino acids)
Source: RefSeq, a predicted model, not a curated record